AUGCACUUCUCCAACGCCGUUCUUGCUUUCGGAGCUUGCUUCUCUCAGCUCACCGUCAUGGCUCAGGGCUUCGCGUUCACUGCAUGGCCAAAGGAGAUCCACCCUGGACAGUCCACCACGGUGAAGUGGGACGGAGCAUCGAGUGAGCCUGUUACGAUCGAACUAUGCAGAGGUGAAUCGACAAACCUGCACCGUGUCAAGACCAUCACUGCCGAGGUUUCUGGAGACGAUGGCUCUUUCACCUGGGUUCCCAAGGACGAUAUCGAAGAUGGUGACGACUACGCCUUGACCAUCAAGCAAGGUGACGAUACGAACUAUACCGGACAUCUGAAGGUCGUCCAUGAUGAGACGCACAUCCCACCCGCCAAGGGCCCUAACCCCUCGAACGCUACGACCACCACGCUCUCUGCGGCUCGUCCUACCCACACGAGUGCCAAGUCGUUGUCCGACGAUGCUCGCGUUGUUUCCGGCAAAAGCACUGUGGACCACGAGGAGCAGACCGGUGCGGCUUCGUUUAUCGGCGUGUCUGUUCACUUGGCACUGGGGGCUGUCGCCGCGGUUUUCGUCUUCACGACAUAG
Molecule: messenger RNA, 579 nt
Organism: Aspergillus chevalieri
Lineage: Eukaryota; Fungi; Ascomycota; Eurotiomycetes; Eurotiales; Aspergillaceae
Product: GPI anchored serine-threonine rich family protein
Exons: 2
Coding region: 1-579 (192 amino acids)
Source: RefSeq, a predicted model, not a curated record